AUGUGGUUGCUUCCGCCGCCCUGUGGCUCGAUGCCCGAGUCCACGUUGCGUCUGCGGCCCGUACAGGGAGGCCUAGAUCGCAGCAUGCGCGCCUAUCGCGCUUUCAGCCAGGCGCCCUGGCUUGACAAGAUCCUCGACCUACAGGAUCUCCUUCUGCAGACCUUCUCUCCUGCAGAACCAUCAGGCAAGAUUUUGCCGGAAGUUGCUGUUAACAGGCAGCAGCAGAUUGAAUCUGAGCAGGCCAUCGCCAGGUUCUCUCAGACGUGCCACGCAACGCGGGUCGCGCCGAGCAGGACUGAGCUGGAGGAGGUUUGGACAGUAUAUUCGCGACGACCGGGGGAUGAGGAGGACCUGGCCCGUCACUGCGACAUCACGGUUCAAACACAGCUUAAGCUUCCUGCCUGCGACUGUUUGAAAGAUCUGCCGUCCAGCAUGCUGCGAUUCCUGUCGGUCUUUGCAGUCCUUGUGGUGGCCUCUGGGCAGACAGCCCAGGACGACAAGGUGUUGGCCGACGCCGCAGAGACCGUGGAGAAAUACUGCUCGGUCAUCGAAUCGCUGCCAGAGCUGGACACCGAUGCGGCACGGGAAGAUUUGGAAGGCGGCGCAGGUGCAGACAAUUUCAUCGUGACGCUCAUUGAAGAAGCGGGUAUCGCCCGCCAAAACGGUGACAACGUAGCCCAGAUCGCCGACCGCUUUCAAGAGAUCGCAGACCCGGGCUUUGUGGCCGGAAAGGCCUUUGCCGUCGUUUUGUCGAUUUUGCUCUUUGUGCUGUGGGUCCUGUGCUGCUGGUUCGUUUGCUGCCCAUGUUGCUGCAAGAUGUGUUGCCGAUGCUGCCAACGCAAGUGGGCGACCGGAAAGGUCUUCAAAGGAGUUCUCUGGCUUCUCUUCAUCGCAUUUGGGGUUGCUGCAGUCAUCAUGGUCUCGACGUCCAUGUCUGGUGCCACCAACAUCGAUAAUGGCAUCUCUGGCACAGCCUGCUCGGCCGCCGUCUUGAUCCAGGAUGCGGUGGCAGGCUCCCCUGAGCAUGACUUUACUGGGCUUUUGCCGGCGCACAACACACUGUCCGGAUUGGCGACGAUUUUGAAUCCAGGCUCGUCUUUCCUGACACAGCUGAACACAAUUAUCGAUCAAACGCAGGACAUUCAGAAGGCGGUCGACCUUGCAGCUGGCACGAUGGAAGCCCUCCAGAUGAUGAUGGAGAACCCGGUGAAUGUCAACCCCGUGGUCGACCCCAACAACCCAUCGUCUUCCACGAUGUACCACAAGUGCCAAGUGUGCGAGCCCCUGGCUGAGAUCCUGGGCAGGAUCAACGAUGUCUUCGCGAGCAGUACAGGUGAGGCCAUGGCCCAGCUGCGAGGAAAGAUCGAAGAGAACCUGCAAGGAUCGGCUGCCGAAGACCUCCGCGUCUCCAUCACGCAAGCCAUGGAGCCCAUCAAGGCAGCCAAGGACGCCUUCGUCGAGCAGGUUGGCUUCUUCGUAGAACCCGGCAGUGGCGGCUUUCAACAAUCUACCGAGAUGGUUGCUGGUGAGAACUCCAUGUUGCAGCCAGCAGUUUUGGCCUUCUUUGCCUUCUACUUGCUCAUCGCUCUCAGUGCUCUGAUUGCUCUUUCCCUUUGGUCAGCAAAGGACAACCAGGGAGAGAAGCCAGACAUUUGCUGCGUCCGGUUCUGCAGUGGAUGCGUGUCGUGCAGUGCUUGUAUCUAUGCCAUGAUCGUUUUGUUGAUUGCUGGGAUCAUGGUCAUCGUGGCUAUGUUCGGCAGUGGCCUCUGUCUCGUCAUGAUCGACUUCGACCAGGAGUCGGGCGCUAACCUAAUGGCUGCCGUGGGUGCUGAUGUCCCACCGGAGGUUGAGAUGGCACUGAAGAUUGCGGACAGGUGCUUCAGCCUCAAGCAUCCGGAGCAGGACCCUGGCUUUAGCCGAAAUUUGGCUGACAUCGUCGACAUCCCUCCCAUGAACCAGACAAGGGCCGAUCUGGGUGAGAGCUCCACAAUCCACGAAGAGAUUUUCACAUUCGCCCUUGAUCCCAUCAUGCAGCAGAUCGACAACGCACAGGCCUCCUUGGGCGGCGAUGGGUCGGCACCGUCGCUUGCCAAUGAUGCCGCGACCCAGGAGUUGCUGAGCAUGAUCGGAGCCCUGGACAUGUCGGCUCUCUACCUUCCCGUGGAGUCGGAGAUUGCUGCGGCAUCCUCGCCCUACAAAGCCAUGAUGGAGGAUGUUCAGGGCUCUACGAGUCCCUUCAAGGCGUACCUUGUGAAUAGCGUGUCUUGCCCGAAUGUGUCCUUGAGCGAUGCUCUCGGGGACCUUGGUGGCCAGUCCGUGCCGGGCAUUGAAGCCAUGGCGACCGAUGGAUUCACCGUGCAGGGCAACGCCGUGCCAGGGCUGUCCUACUACAUGGACACACCCAUGGCGGGUUCAUGCCCGUCCUUAACCGGCGGCACUUGCAACAAUAAUCUGACGAUGCAGUUCUUCGAGCCGGGAUGCACAGCAGCAGCCAGCUUCCUCAAGGAUAUCAAGCAGAAAUUCCAGACUGAAGAGCUGUUCAUGUGCACGUACAUCGUUAACGGGCCCAAUGACCCCACACCGUGCUACCCACGCAACAUGGUCCAAAGUGGCGGCUCCUGGACCGGAACCUGCCUGAACGGUGGCACCGUAUAUCGGCGAACUCGGAAGUGCACGCUCGCCGAGUUCAACGACUUCGUCAAGGGUGCCGAGCAGGACAUCCAGAAAUCCUUCGAGUAUUUCGAUGCCAUCACCAGCAGUUUGCUUGAUGCUAUCAUCAACGACAUGAAGACUCUCGUGCAGACAGACAUUAUCACCCCGGUGGUGGACCUUCUCGACAUGCUGAAUUGCGGCUUCAUGCGCAAUUUCUGGCAGGGACUGACUGAUAACAUGUGCUACCGAGGUAUGAACGGCUUCCGGCUGAUCGCGAACAGUUACGUCAUUUCCGGCUUGCUGAGCUUGUGCAUCGCCUUGCUCAUCAUCAUUCCAUGGAAGAUUUCGAGGGACAAUGCAGACAGGGCCCUGCUUGCUGACCAGCCGGCGGAAGUUGUGCAGAGGACAGUGUGA
Messenger RNA from Symbiodinium necroappetens, 3066 nucleotides. Lineage: Eukaryota; Dinophyceae; Suessiales; Symbiodiniaceae. The record is from the annotation of a GenBank genome assembly.